GUCGGUUGGCAUUUUCGAAUAAUACGCAAGAUGAGUGCUGCUCUGAAGCCGCACAUGGUGAUUGGUAUUGACCUGGGAAUGACAUGUACCGGAGUAUCAUAUGCAAACCUUUCUAUCGGUAGUGAGACCGUUCGCUGGGUGCAAAAAUGGCCAGGUCGCUUUCAGGCCAACGAAAACAAAGUCCCAACUGUUGUGGUCUAUCCAAGCGGUAGCGACGAACCGUCAUCAUGGGGAUUCCUCUCAGAAACCGCAGCGGAGACUACCUCCGAGGAUAAAGAGUACAAAGAGUGGUUCAAAACAUGCCUUGAUGCAGAUAAGUUACGACAGAAGCAGAUUGAGGACCCUGAAGGUGCACCAGCCAGCCUGCAAGAAGUCGAAAGAUGGUACUGUGACUACCUCCGGAAGCUGUACGACUACUUGAAGUUUAAGUUAGGCGGAGAGUUGUCCGGAGUGACAUGGAAGGACGCACGGGUUGAGUUCAUCUUCAGUGUGCCCACGACGUGGGCUCCUGUACCUACCGUGGAGAACUUCAAACGUAUAGUGUGCGACGCAGGCUUCGGUUCUCAGACCAAACAUAGCGUCAGAAUCGGCCUUACCGAAGCGGAAGCUGCUGCUGUUCAUGUAUCAAUUGAGGCACCCGGAAUCUUCCACGAGAACGAUAUACUGCUGGUAUGCGACGCCGGUGGCGGGACAACAGACUUGAGUGUCUUGCGCGUUACUGGAACAGUCAAUCAGACUAUCAAUCUGCAGCAGUUAGAUGUGGUAUUUGGUGAGACAAUAGGAAGUGCAGCCAUCGACUACGAGUUCGAGCAGCUUGUUACGCAGCGCUUGACUGCUGCCCACAACACAGUUCCAUUACCGAUCGAACCAGCCGAUGCAGCUUGGGAGAUGAUGAAGAGCAAGGAUUUUCAAGCUGUCAAGUGCGAGUAUGGCGCACCGGACGACACACCUAUCUUCAGCAUUGGUAUCCCACGUGUACCAUACACAUACAACAACUAUGCUCCCGAAGCACGCAUCCGCAACGGAGAGGUGAUGUUUGAUCGGCAUGAUCUGCAGCGUCUGUUUGACAAGCAGAUCGCGAAACUUUUCAAACUCAUCGAUACCCAACUCGAAAUCCUGCAACAGAAGCUUCCGCACCAGCAAGUCGCACACCUUGUCCUGUCAGGUGGAUUGGGAAACAGUGCGUACGUGCAAGCCCAGCUCCGCCAGCACUACCAAGACACAGCCAUUCCGAAUGCGCAAUCUAUCUCUGUCCGCAUAGCACCAGAUCCUCAGCUUGCCGUGUGCAAAGGCCUUGUCGCGGAUCGCAUCCGCAAGCUGCUUACAUCGCACUCUGUACUCGGGUGGCGAUGCUGUAGAGCUUCCUACGGCACAGCAUGCAAAAUCAUGUACGACAAGCGCAAUCCAGAGCAUCAAGGGAAGCAACUAGUCAAGGAUGCGUUGAAUGGAAAGAUGUACAUCACGCAAGCGAUAGCAUGGUUUGUCAAAAAAGGCGAGCCGGUCAGCGUCGACAAUCCUAUCGUCCAUCGGUUCGUCAAGAACGUCAGUCCCGGGGAUCCAAGGCGAGCAUUUCCAACAAGCGUCAUCGAGAGUAACCUUGAAGCCGCCCAACUGCCGGAGCAGAUGAACGAACACACACGCCUCCUCUGCGAGAUAUCCUCCGACCUCUCCGUUGCCGACGAGAAGAAAUUUGUCGCUAAGAACGCCCACUUCUGGUCCCUCAAAAAGCACUACCUACGCAUCGAGUACUCCAUCCGUGUCAUCAUCGGCCCAGCAGACAUACGCUUCGAGCUCUGGUUUGAUGACCAGAAACUCAGCCGCGACGAGUCUAUCACCGUCGAAUGGACGCCGGCAGCUCCGCCAGCAUCUGAGCACUUUGACCCGGCGACGUAUGGCAGGGUUGAGCUGCCGGAUACUCCGCUUAUGAGUAUGAGUAGCGGACCCGAGAACGGAAGUACCGAUAGUAGGUUGAAUGGGAAGACCACGAGAACAGAGACGAAUAUCGUAAGGAGGGAGAGAGACGAGAAUGGAGAAGAGAAGAAAAAGAGAGGAAUGAGUGGAUUACUAGGCAAGGCGACAGGAGGGAGAUGGUCGCUCUCAGCAUAAAGACGUCUCGCGUGUUACUGUCAACAUCACCUUCAUUGCAUCGCAAUCCAGCGGAGACUUUGCAACAUUUAAUGCACACCAUUUGCUGGCCUUUCUUCGGGCACUGUAGAGUAGUCAUUGCCAAACCAUUGUCCAAGCCACUCCAAGCCGCACUAAUUAC
Macroventuria anomochaeta is the source of this 2266-nucleotide messenger RNA. RefSeq lists its product as uncharacterized. The transcript is spliced from 3 exons. Lineage: Eukaryota; Fungi; Ascomycota; Dothideomycetes; Pleosporales; Didymellaceae. The record is from RefSeq and is a predicted model, not a curated record. Bases 31 to 2106 code for a protein of 691 amino acids.